Messenger RNA from Pneumocystis carinii B80, 3500 nucleotides. RefSeq lists its product as hypothetical. The coding region runs from base 152 to 3454 and encodes 1100 amino acids. The record is from RefSeq and is a predicted model, not a curated record. The transcript has 3 exons. NCBI's taxonomy places the organism in Eukaryota, Fungi, Ascomycota, Pneumocystomycetes, Pneumocystales, Pneumocystaceae.
UUAAAUUUAUAAUCAAGAUUUGGUUUAUAGAAAUCGUAAAAUUUAUCUUAAAACCUAUUCAUGAAGUAACUAUCAAGCUUAAUAAAGGACCCAAUAUAGGAGUAUAUUGUUAAUAUUUAUGCUAUAUAUUGGGAUCCAGAAAUAAUAUGAAAUGCUUUUUUCCAAAAUUAAUAAAAUUAUAGUUCUAAGAAUAUUAAUUUUAAUUGUUCCUACUUAUGGCAAUCAAAGCACACAUUUGAAAGCCAGAGAUUCUCAAGUAAGCGCAGCAAAUACUCCGUUUAAGGAUAUUGUUGUUAAGGAUGAAGAAAUCCUUGCUUAUAUUUUGAGAGAAGAUUAUAAAGAUAAAUGCGAACUAAAGCUUGAGGAAUAUUGUAAAGAAUUGAGGGAUAUAGAUCAAGGAUUAAAUAAAGUUCAUACUAUAGUUAAAGAAAUUUGUGAUGAUGAAAAACGAGACGGAAAAUGCAAAGAACUGAAAGACAAAGUUAAAAAGGAAUUGGAAACUUUUAAAGAGGAACUUGAAAAAGCAUUGAAAGACAUAAAAGAUGAAAAUUGUGAAAAAUAUGAAGAAAAAUGUAUACUUUUAGAAGAGACGAAUCAUGAUGAUAUUAAGAAGAACUGUGUCCAGUUGAGGGAAGGAUGUUACAUAUUCAAGCGUGAAAAUGUGGCAGAGGAGCUCCUUUUGAGGGCGCUUGGAGGGAAUGCCAAAGAAAUGUUUGAUUGUAAAACAACGAUGGAAGAUGUUUGCCCAGUGUUAAUCCAAAAAAGCGACGAGUUGAUGUCUUUUUGCCUUAAUCCGAAUAAAACGUGUGAAAAUCUAAAAAAAAAAAUGAAGGAUAUUUGCAAACCUAUAGAAGAAUUGAAUGAGAAUGAAUUAGCAGAAAAGUGUUAUGAAAGACUUGAGAAAUGUCAUUUUUACGGAGAAGCGUGUGCUGAUGCAAAAUGUCAGGUCUUUGAGGAGGAAUGCAAGAAAAAUAAUAUUACAUAUAAAGCGCCAGGAUCCGAUUCUAGUCCUGUCGAACCGAAGCCGUCGUUGUUGACAAGGAUUGGGUUAGAUGCUGUCUAUAAAAAAGCUGAAAAAGAUGGAAUUUUUAUUGGAAAACAAGGAGCAGAUCUACCAAGGAGGUUUGGUGAUUAUUUUCUGCAAAGUCUCUUGCUACUGUUGAGUGAAGAUGAGAAUGAUGCAAAAAAGAAAUGCCCUAAAGCGUUAAGUAAAUGUGAUUAUUUUGCCUACUUUGAUGAUAGUUUGAGUGAGUUAUGCAUAAGUAGAGCUACUAGAACCGAAAAAUGCAAAGAAUUACUAGAUGUAAAAGAAAGAUGUACAAAACUCAAAAUAAAUCUUUAUCUGAAAGGAUUGUCUACAGUGUUUAAAGAUGAAGAAUCAGAACUUUUAUCGUGGGGACAGCUUUCGACAUUAUUUACAAAGGGAGAGUGUAUAGAGCUUGAGUCGGAAUGUUUCUAUUUAAGAAAGGCGUGUAAAGAUAAUAAGAUUGAUCAAGCAUGUAAAAAUGUACGAGCAGCGUGCUAUAAAAUGGGACAAAAUAGGAUGUUGAAUAGGUUCUUUCAAAAGGAACUAAAGGGGAAGCUUGGUGAUUUAAGAUUUAAUAGUGAAAGUCUUAAAAAAUGCCAAGAAUAUGUGGUAGAAAACUGUGCAAAACUUAAAGAUAAAAGAUACCUUCCAAAAUGUCUUUACCCUAAAGAACUAUGUUAUGCGGUUUCAGAUAAUAUUGUUGUUCAAUCAAGAGAGUUAGGUGUGCUUUUGGAUGGUCAGAGAGAUUCUCCAUUAGAAAAACAUUGUCUUGAGUUGGGGGAGAAGUGUGAUGAACUUGAUAGGGAUUCAUAUUUGAAUUCUGGAAAGUGUGCAACAUUGAAAAGACGCUGUGAAUUCUUUAACGUUACAAAGAGAUUUAGAAAAGAAUUUUUAAAAAGAAAAGAUGAUUCGUUAAUGACUCAGGAUAACUGUACGAAGGCGUUGCAUGAGAAAUGUGAAGCUUUGUCUAAGAGGGGAAAGAAUCCAUUUAAGGUUUCAUGUGCUUUGCCAGGAGAAACAUGUAAAUAUAUGGUACACCAUACAAGACAAGAUUGUUUUUAUUUAAGUGCCAACAUGGAAAAUGAAGAAAUUCUAGAAGGAAUUGGAAAAGCAAAUGAAACCUUGGUUGAAAAACUCUGCACAACAUGGGGCCCAUAUUGUCACCAAUUUAUGGAGAAUUGUCCAAGUACUUUGAAAAAAAAUAAAAUUAACCAAGGUUAUAAUUGUGAAGAACUCGAUGAAAAAUGCAGGGAUACUUUUAAAAAGUUGGAAUUGGAGGAGGAGCUGAGUCAUCUGUUGAAAGGCAGUUUAAGCAACGGUGAUCAAUGUAAAGAAGCAUUGAAGAAGCGUUGCACUGAGUUGGAAAAGAAUAAAACGUUCAAUGAUCUGCUUGGCGAUUGUGAAGAGGGUGCCAAGGGAGAUAUUUGCAAAAAAUUAGUUGAUAAACUACAGAAGAGAUGUCCUACUUUAAAAACCGAACUGAAGAAAGCAGAAAAGGAGUUGAAGGUCAAGAAGGAUGAAUACGAUAAGGUCAAAAAGGCGGCAGAAGAUUCUACGGAGACAGCUAAAUUAUUGCUAUCAAGGCCUAAACAAGACAAACCGCCAAAUGCGCAGAAUGGCAGUGAUUCUACACUAGUACCACCACCACAACAAGCACCAGCAGGGUCAUCAGGAUCAGGGUCACUACCAGCACCAGGGCCAUCAAUUGAUGGAAAGGCAGACAUGCCAGGUGGAGCAUCAGGUACACCAAGUGGAAUCCAAGACGCAGCAGAUGGAACGACGAACAAUGCAAAACUUGGACUCGUUAAAAGAGCAUAUGUAGAUGGAGAAGUAUCAGAAGCAGAGGUAAAAGCAUUUGAUGCAACGACGAUAGCAUUGGAAUUGUAUUUGGAAUUGAAAGAGGGAUGCAAAGCUUUACAACUAGAUUGCGGUUUUAAAGAGGAUUGUAAGGGUCUUGAAGUUUGCGAAGAAAUAGACAAGUUAUGCAAAGAAAUAAAACCAUUAGAAAUUAAGCCUCAUCAUACAGAGACAAUAAUAAAAGAACCCAUGACAGUUACGAUGACGGAAACAAAGACCAUUGACAAGGCUGAUGGGAAGACCGGUACGAAGACUAUUACGAUAGCCGAGUCAGUAGGUGGAGGAAAAGUAACAGAACAGUGUACAUUAGUGCGGACGACAGAUAUAUGGGUGACGAGUACGUCAUUGCAUACGAGCACCGUGACAAGUACGCCUACUGUGACGUCUACAGUGACGUUGACGUCGAUGCGCAAGUGCAAGCCUACCAAAUGUACCACCGAUUCAAGCAAAGAGACAGAUAAAGGAGAAGAUGAAGAAGAAGAAGUGAAACCGAAUGAUGGGAUGAAAAUAAGAGUUCCUGAUAUGAUUAAAAUAAUGUUGUUGGGAGUGAUUGUUAUGGGGAUGAUGUAAAAUGAAUGAAAAAAUGUUAAUAGAAUGAAAAUGUGCAUAUAUCCAU